Molecule: messenger RNA, 3301 nt
Organism: Scophthalmus maximus (turbot)
Lineage: Eukaryota; Metazoa; Chordata; Actinopteri; Pleuronectiformes; Scophthalmidae
Gene: chmp4ba
Product: charged multivesicular body protein 4Ba
Exons: 5
Coding region: 199-870 (223 amino acids)
Biological process (GO): late endosome to vacuole transport via multivesicular body sorting pathway; vesicle budding from membrane
Cellular component (GO): cytoplasmic side of plasma membrane; multivesicular body; ESCRT III complex
Source: RefSeq, a predicted model, not a curated record
CACGAGGCCUGUGCGUUAAAGCGGAAGUAGAGAAGAAAACAACGACGGCGGCGACUCCCGAGAGUUGACGAGCAGGAGAAAACAGGGCAGAGGUUCUGUUCAACGGUUCAACGCCGGUGCCGCUGGGGUUGAUUCAGAACACGGUUCGAUCCCCCUCCGUCCUACUUCACACUUUGAAUUUCGUUUGACCGCGCCGCGAUGUCGCUGAUCGCCAGGAUGUUCGGCGGCGGGGGAAAGGGUGCGAAGGCGCCCACGACGCAGGAGGCGAUCCAGCGCCUGCGGGAGACCGAGGAGAUGUUGACCAAGAAGCAGGAGUUCCUGGAGAAGAAGAUCGAGCAGGAGCUCGCGACGGCGAAGAAGAACGGCACGAAGAACAAACGAGCGGCUCUGCAGGCCUUGAAGAGGAAAAAGCGCUACGAGAAGCAGCUGGCCCAGAUCGACGGAACGCUGUCGACCAUCGAGUUCCAGAGAGAGGCCAUCGAGAACGCCAACACCAACACAGAAGUGCUCAAGACCAUGGGCUUCGCCGCCAAGGCACUGGAGGGCGCACACAAACACAUGGACAUUGACAAAGUGGACGAUCUGAUGGCGGACAUCACGGAACAGCAGGAAUUAGCUCAGGAAAUCUCCGAUGUCAUCUCCAGACCAGUCGGCCCCAUGGGAGAAGACUUUGAUGAGGAUGAGCUUUUGGCUGAGCUGGAGGAAAUGGAACAGGAGGAGCUGGACAACAAUCUCCUGGAAAUCCAGGGAACGGAAGACGUUCCUCUGCCCAGUGUACCAUCCACAUCGCUUCCAUCGAGACCUGCCCAGAAGAAGGAGGAAGAAGACCUAGACGACUUUUCGGAGCUUGAGGCCUGGGCGGCUAACUAAGCUAGCUCGCCAUGCUAGCUAGCUAGUUGGCGCCGCUCUCCUGCCUGUCUCUCCGCCACCAGACGGGUGCCGUCCAUCUGGAGGACGGACAGAGACUCUGGGCUCCUGAGCUGGCUGCUUCUAUCUGUCCCACAGUUUGACACCCCGAUAUCUAACCAUAGCCAAACCCUAAAGUACGCACUUGUGCACACGUUUGCUGACCCAGGCUACUCUCUCCAGAUUAAUGUAACAGUAAGAAUCACUUUUGCUCCAGCUGCACACUCCUCAGUUUCUAAAAGGGCAUAGAGUUAUGGAAGGUAAAUGUCAUCCCCCCCCCCCCCCCAACUAACAGCCUGCGGUUAUGUUUACCGAGGUGCUCAUUUUUUUAAUAUAAAAAUAGGCCAUGAACGAACACCAGGGCAGGAGCAAGUGCAAAUGCGUACUUUCUAGGGAAGGUGGCGUGUGGAGGAACAGUACUAAAAUGCUUAUUUCAGACAGGACGACAUGACUCUUGCCUUUCCUCUGCUUCCUGUGCUGUCAUGUCUCCCGCUCUGCUGAGAUGGUGACGACGACGACAACAAGCCUUCAUCCACACCAUCUCCACUACAUCUCAAACUGCUGCAACGACAAAAAGAUUAUUUGGUAAAAGUCUGAAGGACUUUCUCACUGAGACGUCACUGUCAAAUUAAUUACAAAAGCGAAGACGCGUUACUGACGCGUGACUUCGCAGUUCCGAUGAAACGUCUUGUAACCGGGAGGAUCCAGGGUCCACGGGCAAAUCCCGUUUAAUCAGACGACUUACUAAAAUGUAGAGAAUGUGAAAGAAUAAAAAUAAAACUUUCGGAGGAUUCAGAGUGUCGUUGAUGCUGGUGCUUGGUUUCCGCUGAUGAAACGUCCCAAUUCAAAUUGCCAAACAUACAAAAUGUUUAAAAACGCCCAUUCAGUGACAAUUGUGAUUGUGACUAGUGGAUGAGACUGGAAAAGUUGAACAUUUUCAUCGUAAUUCAACUGCUUUUAGGAUAUUUGUAGGUGUUUAAAGGUGACUUAUUAUGCAAAAAUCCUGUCAGUGUUUGUGCACAUAAAUGUGUGUGUCUGUGGAGCCUGUCGGCCCACAAACUGUGAACAAAGACCACCCUGUCGUUUUUUUGGGAGCUGGCUAAACCCUCCAGCCUGGUUCUGAACAGCUAGUCUGAAUUUCUCUCCCACUGUGAUGUCACAGACGGACUCUUUUGGGGUUUAAGACCGCCUGCAAUCUGAGAAUCUCCACUUCUCUGCUGAAGGGGGGCCUACAUUUCAUACACAUUUUUGAAAUCGGUUGACCAAUGAACAGCAGACUGGGCCCGGCUGGCCAAUCAGAGCAAACUGGGGUUUAUUAUCGGUAGGGGGAGGGGCAAGUUGAAAGUAUGAACCUAAAUAUGAGCAUAAUAUGUCACCUUUAAGAGGAAAAAAAUAAUUAAUAUUUUACCCCCAUAAAAAUUUGUGGAAAGUGAGUCUUAAUUUUUCUUUGAUUAUCAUUUUAAAAUGUCUUGGUGAACUGAUACCAAAAUAAAACUACAAGAUCAAAUGGAUUCCCCAUCGAUAGCUUCCCCGACGAACUAAAGGUACCUUGUAAUAUUUUGACAGUUCGUACGGCGGAGCUCCAAUAUGGCGGCCAGAGGACACAUUAGUUACAAUUCAAAAUUUGAAAUUGCGCCUCAUCUGUCUGCGGUUCAACUGUGACGUCCUCUGAGAAAAUCCUCCAUCUGCUGAAUUUUUUUAAUAAUCGUGAGUGUGAGAAUGGGUAUGAUGUUUUUUCUCAGCCUCUUGACAAAGUGACCUCUUGUGAAUAUUUAGUCAUAUUGAGACGGUGAGCAGGAUCAUUUUUCUUUUCUCUUCCUUUUGCUCUUCACUCACCUGUAGCACAAAUUUUAUUUGAAUAUUCAAUCUGAAUUUAAAUAUCACUGCGCUGCUACUUGUUCUGUAGCUACACUUCCCUCCUCCCGCCUGCAGACACAAUUAUGCAUGUUCAGAUUUUGGGGGUUGGGGCCAUAAUCAAAACAGCUGGACGCGACUGUAAUGUGAACAUGACGUACGUUUGGAAAUAAACAAUUUUUAAAAAGUAGCAAUUUGAAACUUUUUGCUAAUUUUUUUGGGACUUAAAAAUCACCGUCUAUGUAAAAGUGGGUCGACAUCAAUCCUUUAUAUUUAACAACAAGCUAUCAAGAAGAAGCGUAGAUAUGCUAACGGAGUUUGUUUUUCUUUUUUCGUGUGCGUGUGUGUGUUGCCUCAAAUAUUACUCACGUUCUCUCUGGCUGUACAGAAACAGUGUGACCAGUAGCCAUUCUGCUCAGAGCUGCUUAAAAAGGGGUUGGACAUGGGAGAUUUUUCCGUGUGGCAACCGUGUUGCUCUGUGACUGUUGUCAAUGUCGGGUUGUACACACUUUAUCUUUAAUAAAGUUGGGAUUCAAUGCAA